This is a messenger RNA of Plenodomus lingam JN3, 369 nucleotides long. RefSeq lists its product as uncharacterized. NCBI's taxonomy places the organism in Eukaryota, Fungi, Ascomycota, Dothideomycetes, Pleosporales, Leptosphaeriaceae. The record is from RefSeq and is a predicted model, not a curated record.
AUGAUGCUCUUUGGACUUGUACUUCCUGUCCUCUCCAUGCUUUCCUUAGUAGAGGCCGAUGUACACAAUGCCACCGUCUGCGUCAAAGACCGCACUUGGCACCAAAUUGGUCUUGGAACUCCGCAAUCCCCAUCAAUACGCUAUGUCCCUCACUUUACCAUCAAUAAUAAGGCUACAGAGUGCGCGUGUAAUUAUUAUCGACAACGAAAUACGGGAGAUAAACAUUGGGACACAUGCACGGAUUGUAAAUAUGACCUCACGUCGUGUGUUUCGAAAGAUUGGCAUAUUGGUGGUGAUGAGUUCAGUUUCUACUGCAAGACAUAUUGCAAUGCCCCAGAAGGUUCAGAGGGGUAUAAGAAGUGGUAUUAG